UUUUUUUUCUUUUUUUUCUUCUUCUUCUUCUUUGCUUCUUUACUUCUUUACUUCUUUACUUUCUCUUCUUUUAUAUAUUAAAAAUGAUAAACUAUUACCAUUAUUCUUCGCCUUUCCUUAUUUUGAUUUUUCAUAUAUUAGCCUUUUUAUCCGUCCCCUAUGUUUUAUAUGCUAUCAAUUUUGGUGAAGUUAUACCGAGACUAGCCUAUGAAAUGAAUCUUGAUUUUUACAUGUAUAAAAUGGAACCUGCUCUUGUAUGUUUGGCCUUAGGUACUGCUUAUUAUGUUUUCUUUGAGAUUAUAUUUGAUAUACUUGAAGCUUGUAAAAAAUGGAAAUCUACAGUUUAUAUAAAUACGAAUCAAGAUAUUAUUCGUGCUUAUCCUGUCUUUUUUGCUAGACUUGAAAUGGCCCUACGUCAAAUACGUAGAAAUUAUCCACCCUUUGUGGUUAGUUUAUUCUUAUUAUAUGGAAACACAACAAGAUUUGAUAAUUUAAUAAACAGUAUUAUGUAUCUGCAAACAUGGAUGUUUAUGAUUCAACCAAUAAUGACAUUAUAUCAUAAAUCAUAUCCAGGUUUACUUUCUCAAUAUUUUUAUCGUACUGUCUUGAUUUGGACAUUAUAUUAUGCUGUAUUUCCUCAACAAGCCAAAUAUUAUAUGACAGAAAUGACAAGCCAUUUUGGACCUUCAUCACGACAUCAUCAUUAUCACCGUCAUAUAUCAACUAUUUAUCCUACAAACAAUUAUAAUAAUUACUGUGGUUAUAAUAAGCAACAACAAUGGAUACUUUAAAAAUCAGAAAAAAAAACAAAAAAAAACACGACUAUUAUUAUUAUUAUUUAUAUUUAUGUUAAAG
Cokeromyces recurvatus is the source of this 855-nucleotide messenger RNA. RefSeq lists its product as uncharacterized. The record is from RefSeq and is a predicted model, not a curated record. The transcript has 3 exons. Bases 84 to 791 code for a protein of 235 amino acids. Lineage: Eukaryota; Fungi; Mucoromycota; Mucoromycetes; Mucorales; Mucoraceae.